Messenger RNA from Ipomoea nil (Japanese morning glory), 1356 nucleotides. RefSeq lists its product as uncharacterized. The transcript is spliced from 3 exons. Bases 1 to 1356 code for a protein of 451 amino acids. NCBI's taxonomy places the organism in Eukaryota, Viridiplantae, Streptophyta, Magnoliopsida, Solanales, Convolvulaceae. The record is from RefSeq and is a predicted model, not a curated record.
AUGGGGGAUUUUCAUGGGUUAAGAGUUGCAAGAGGGGCGCCUGCGCUCUCGCACUUGUUCUUUGCGGAUGAUAGCCUCCUAUUCUUUAAGGCUAAUGUCCAGGAAGCAGGGGUCAUCAGAAGGUGUUUAACAUUGUAUGAGGAACUUUCUGGUCAGACUAUCAACUAUCAUAAGUCAAAUAUUUGCUUUAGUAGAAAUACUCAGCUUGCAGAUAGAAAUGUUGUGACAGCAGUCUUUGGGGUGCAGCAGGCAGCCAAUUUCGGCAAGUAUCUAGGCUUUCCGACUUUUGUGGGAAGAAAUAAACGAGCUGUGUUUGCGUACAUUGGUGAUAAGGUUAGGCAGAGAAUUGGCUCCUGGAACAAGAAACUUUUGUCUCAGGCAGGAAAGGAAAUCUUGUUGAAAUCCAUGACGCAGGCCAUGCCUACUUUUACUAUGAGUGUAUUCUUACUACCUGACACCUUAUGUAAAGACCUGGAACGUGUUAUGAACAGAUUUUGGUGGCGUAACGGGAGGGAUGGUAGGGGAAUUCAUUGGAUGGCAUGGGAUAAGUUGAGUAAGCCAAAGAAGUUUGGUGGGUUGGGUUUCAAGGAUUUAAGGGCUUUUAAUUUGGCCAUGCUAGGUAAGCAGGGGUGGAGAUUCCUUACUAAUCGUCCGUCUCUGGUUGCCAGAGUUUAUAAGGCCAGACGCAGGAUAGGGAAUGGAGAUGCUACUUUGGUUUGGGGGGAUCCGUGGUUGAUGGGUGAGUCCACCCCUAAAAUAUUAUCUGAUAAGCCUGAGCAUUUGGGUGAAGUGAAAGUUUCUGGGUUAAUAGACCCGGCAGCCUCGACAUGGGAUAUGCCUUUACUUAAUGAGCUAUUUCUGCCAGAUGAUAUUGCCCGGAUUUGUAUGGCGGGAGAUGGGUUUGGUGUGUGGCUUGAAGCCUUGUUCCAGAAAGUUGAUGACAAUCACUUCUCUUCUAUGAUGGCCAUCAUAUACCAACUAUGGAGGCAACGUAAUACGGCUGUAUGGGAGUACAAAUUGGGGAUCCCUCGUCGCGUAUAUGCAAUCGCCACGGCAACCAUUGAUGCAUGGCGUGCGACGUGCGUCCUUCCGGCGCGGCAACAUGGUGCGGAGGCAGCGGCUGGACAUGCACGUCAGGCUGCAGCUGCGACCGCCGCAUGGACCAACGAGGAUUGCUUGCAGUGUUCCUUUGAUGCGGGCUAUGUGGCCCCGCAUCUGGGAUGGGUGUUUUUGGCAUCAUUUUGCAACGGCCGGACGGUGGUUUCGUUGCAGCCAAGAACGGUCCAUUACCAACCUGCCAGGGUCCUUUCAUGGCGGAAGCAUUCGCGUGCAAGGAGGCCCUCUCCUGGCUCAUAG